Prosopis cineraria is the source of this 2119-nucleotide messenger RNA. RefSeq names its product cyclin-D4-1-like. Gene Ontology annotation, cellular component: cyclin-dependent protein kinase holoenzyme complex; nucleus; cytoplasm. Lineage: Eukaryota; Viridiplantae; Streptophyta; Magnoliopsida; Fabales; Fabaceae. Gene Ontology annotation, molecular function: cyclin-dependent protein serine/threonine kinase regulator activity. The record is from RefSeq and is a predicted model, not a curated record. Gene Ontology annotation, biological process: regulation of cyclin-dependent protein serine/threonine kinase activity; mitotic cell cycle phase transition. The coding region runs from base 276 to 1325 and encodes 349 amino acids. The transcript has 6 exons.
CUUUUCAGCACGACUUUGAAAGAGCGCGCCACAGGGAGGCAAUACAUAAAGGACCGCUGCGCCUGCUCCUGCUCCUGCUUCAUUCUCUGCUCCACACUGUUCUUCUUAAUUCCACCACAGAUUUUCAUUUCCGCUCUUUGAUCUCUCAUCCGAUAUCUCUAAAUCCGCAUCUAUUGUCUGCAAAAGAUCCGCUCUCUUGCAUCUGCAAGCUCCGUUUUUCUUUGAGAGAUCUUUUUAAAUCGAACGGAGAGAAAGAGAGAUUUUGAGCUCCGGCAAUGGCACCCAGUUUCGAUUGCGUUUCGAGUCUUCUUUGUACGGAAGACAGCAUCGUAUUCGACGAUAACGAUUACGAGAGUGCGAUGGGGGUGUCCCAGAAUUCGCGGCAUCAAACAUCCCAUCGACUUCACAAUCCAGGCCUUUUCUUUGAUGAUGCAGCUGGGUUGCCAUUGCAGAGCGAUGAGUGUUUGGCGAUAAUGGUGGAAAAAGAAUGCCAGCACAUCCCUGCUGGCGAUUACUUGAAUAAGCUACGGACUGGUGUUUUGGACUCGGGGGCUAGGAAGGAGGCCAUUGAUUGGAUUGAAAAGGUUCGUGCUCAUUUCCAUUUUGGACCUCUCUGUUCAUACUUAUCCAUAAACUACAUGGAUCGCUUCCUGUCUCUAUAUGAAUUACCAAAGGGAAAAUCUUGGUCAAUGCAAUUGCUGGCUGUAGCAUGCUUAUCUCUCGCAGCCAAACUAGAGGAGAAUGAAGUUCCCCUGUGUGUUGAUUUGCAGGUGGCUGAAUCAAAAUUUAUAUUUGAAGCUAGAACAAUCCAGAGAAUGGAGCUUCUCAUACUAAGUACACUUAAGUGGAGAAUGCAAGCAAUUAGCCCUUUCUCCUUUAUUGACCAUUUCCUAAGCAAGAUCAACGAAGAUCAAAUUCCGCUUAGAACUUCAACAUCAAAAUCUAUGCAACUUAUAUUGAAUACCGUGAGAGGGAUUGACUCAUUGGAAUUCAAGCCAUCAGAAAUAGCAGCAGCAGUGGCAAUAUUUGUUGUGGGGGAAACCCAAACAGUUAAUGCAGAGAAAGCUAUCUCUGUUCUUUCUCAACACGUAGAAAAGGAGAGAGUCUUGAGGUGUUUUAAAGUGGUCCAAGAGCUGUCAUCAAACAGCAGCAUCAUCAGCUCUUCUGGUGCUUCUGUUCCUCGAAGCCCAAUUGGGGUGUUGGAUGCGGCAUGCUUGAGCUAUAAAAGUGAUGAAAUAGACGGUUCAUGUUCAAAUUCUUCACAUAAUAAUAGUCCGGAUGCUAAAAGGAGGAAGCUAAACAAAAACUGUGCAACUGAUCCAUAACAGUGUUGCUUUUCUUAAAUGGGGAUUUUGUGUUUUAUGGAAAGUGAUUCUCCCCUCAUUAGGAAAAGCAAACAAGGACGCAGAAAGAAAUGAAUAGUAAAGAAAGGAAAAAAAUGAAAAAGAAAAAAAAAACUGAGCAUGAAGAAGGAUACGUAAAAUAAAAACUGUGGCUCAUGGGGGCGACGAUGGAAGAUAAAAGGAAUAGAAGAAUCAUUGAAUUAAAAUAGUUCAUGCUCUUUUAGUAUGAAGUUGAGCAUGCCAGUAGCUGUUAAAUAUUUAUACUCCUUAACAGCUAGACACUUGAGGAAGUGAAGGAGCCACAAGAAGAGGGGUAUAAAUAAAGAGUUUUGUCUGUGCAAGUACAGCUUGUUAAAGCCUAGGUCCUAGUAUUUUUGUUUAAUAUUUAUUCAAUUAUAUAGCGGAACAGGAGGGGAAGAAACAAAGGGAGAAGAAGGAAUCGAAGCAGAGCGUAUCGUAGUACGGUGAGAUAUAUUUCUGGGGAGAUGUUUUAUUAACUUAUUUUUUGUUAUGGUCGAUAUAAUGCUAUAUGUCAUUUAUUCUUAUUUUAUUCUUUCUUCCUUAAGUGUCACAGCUUUACAGUAAAAGUGAAUGCUUAAGUUUACUAGGGUCCCUAUGUGCAAACGGUCAACAAUAUGGUAUGACUCUUUGACUGCCUGACUGACCUGUCGGGCCAAUAAGGUUAUUUGGUGGUUAUUAAAAAGAGAAUAGAGCCACGUUUUCCACGUGGGCUGACUGAUUGGGUCAGGACAAAAUAAAAGCAAACUUGAUUUUAA